This is a messenger RNA of Drosophila eugracilis, 1313 nucleotides long. Its product is annotated as procathepsin L. The transcript is spliced from 3 exons. NCBI's taxonomy places the organism in Eukaryota, Metazoa, Arthropoda, Insecta, Diptera, Drosophilidae. The coding region runs from base 86 to 1147 and encodes 353 amino acids. Gene Ontology annotation, cellular component: lysosome. The record is from RefSeq and is a predicted model, not a curated record. Gene Ontology annotation, molecular function: cysteine-type endopeptidase activity.
CGCCGGUCUUCGUGUCUGCGCCAUCUUCGCCCAGAUCUGUGAACACGGAAGAUAAUAUAUCUUCCAUAGUAUAUACUCAUAAAAGAUGCGGAUGUGCUCACCGAUGUGGCUGCAGAUGGCGUUGGGAAUGGCCAUGCUGGGUGCUGUGUCAUUGCAGCAACUGCAAUCGUUCCCAAAGCUCUGCGAUGUUCAAAACUUCGACGACUACCUUCGCCAGACCGGCAAGGUGUACUCGGAUGAGGAGCGAGUCUAUCGUGAGAGUAUCUUUGCGGCCAAAAUGUCGCUGAUCACCCUGUCCAACAAGAACGCCGACAGUGGAGUGGCUGGAUUCCGGCUGGGAGUCAAUCCACUGGCUGAUAUGACCAGGAAGGAAAUCGGCACUUUGCUGGGAUCUAAGGUCUCCGAAUUUGGCGAGAGAUACACCAAUGGCCACAUCAACUUCAUAACAGGCAAGAAGAGUCCGACAAGUGCCAAUCUUCCGGAGAAGUUCGAUUGGCGUGAGAAGGGAGGUGUAACACCGCCCGGUUUCCAGGGUGUUGGUUGCGGUGCCUGUUGGUCGUUCGCCACCACCGGAGCCCUCGAGGGUCACAUCUUCCGGCGUACUGGAGUGCUGGCCUCGCUGUCCCAGCAGAAUCUGGUUGACUGUGCUGAUGACUAUGGCAACAUGGGAUGCGAUGGUGGUUUCCAGGAGUAUGGUUUCGAAUAUAUUCGCGAUCAUGGAGUAACGUUGGCCAACAAAUACCCGUACACGCAGACAGAGAUGCAAUGCCGUCAGAACGAGACGGCUGGUCGUCCUCCAAGGGAAAGCUUGGUAAAGAUCCGUGACUAUGCCACCAUUACCCCUGGAGAUGAGGAGAAAAUGAAGGAGGUUAUUGCCACUCUGGGACCACUGGCCUGCUCCAUGAACGCGGAUACCAUUUCUUUUGAGCAGUACGGCGGUGGAAUCUACGAGGAUGAUGAAUGCAACCAGGGUGAAGUGAAUCACUCGGUCACGGUUGUGGGCUAUGGAUCGGAGAACGGACGUGACUAUUGGAUCAUCAAAAACUCGUACUCCCAGAACUGGGGCGAGGGCGGUUUUAUGCGACUGAUCCGUAAUGCCGGUGGAUUCUGUGGAAUUGCCAGCGAGUGCAGCUACCCCAUUCUGUAGGCACAAAAACCAACUAUGUAAUAUAGUUAGAUAGAUAGUAUAGCCAAUUAAAGAAAACACGAAUUUAUAACUUUGUUACUGUAGUAUGUAGCCUUUUGCAGUGACGGCAUGCAGUCUCUCUCAUGAGUCACUCAAUCAAUAAAUAAAAAAGUGCCUUAUCAGUGUA